Messenger RNA from Cladophialophora psammophila CBS 110553, 333 nucleotides. RefSeq lists its product as uncharacterized. The record is from RefSeq and is a predicted model, not a curated record. The transcript has a single exon. Bases 1 to 333 code for a protein of 110 amino acids. Lineage: Eukaryota; Fungi; Ascomycota; Eurotiomycetes; Chaetothyriales; Herpotrichiellaceae.
AUGUCCCCAUAUCCAACGGGUGCAAAACCCGUCCAAAACUGCGCGGCCAGGAUCAGCAGGUUCAUGGUCAGCCCGAUCCACGAUCCCACGACGCCGGGUUGGGACGUGAAGGCGACUUCGGACACGUUGUGGCCGUUGUAUUUCCACGCCGCGCGGAACCGGAUGUGGCACGCGCAGAUGGACGCCCAUGUCAUGACGGACGACAGGCCCGAGAUGGCCAGCAUCCAGUUGAACGCUUGUGUGCGCGUGUCGUCGCCCGCGGCGAUGAUGAGACACAGCAGUCCCACCGCCGACGCGAAGAUGAUGGCGAUCGGCGGCCGUCAAGCCCACUAG